Messenger RNA from Nematostella vectensis (starlet sea anemone), 2489 nucleotides. RefSeq names its product syntaxin-5. Gene Ontology annotation, molecular function: SNARE binding; SNAP receptor activity. The record is from RefSeq and is a predicted model, not a curated record. Lineage: Eukaryota; Metazoa; Cnidaria; Anthozoa; Actiniaria; Edwardsiidae. Gene Ontology annotation, cellular component: SNARE complex; Golgi membrane; endomembrane system. The transcript is spliced from 10 exons. The coding region runs from base 220 to 1287 and encodes 355 amino acids. Gene Ontology annotation, biological process: endoplasmic reticulum to Golgi vesicle-mediated transport; vesicle fusion; intracellular protein transport.
UGGCUACGUCAUCAUCUUACUCGCACUUCCUAUGUGAUCUGUUGACUGAGUUUAUGUCGAAAUAAUCUUCACUUAAAAACACCGAAAUAUCGCUUCUCCGAAACAUUCUAACUCAGCCUAUGCACCAAACGGCUAUAGUAUUUUAAAAACGAUACUCGUUCUAUCGACAUGAGGGAGUUUUCAGUUAGGGUCUGCCGAUAAUUAUGGAUCAAAUUGGCUAUGACCACGAGAAGACGAAGAACACGGUCUAAUAGUGAAGACCACGAAAGCAACUCUAGAACAAUCAGUCAUCCCACAAGCAGCAGCUUGGAUAGUCGCCCUACAGAUAUGACAUCAUGUAGGGAUAGAACGACGGAGUUUUACUCCGCUGUCAAAUCCAUCCAGUCCCGUCAGGUCAAAGCUUCAGGGAUUGCUACAAGCCAUCCAGGCAGUCUUAAUGGUGUGCACCCACACAAAAGCCAGUUCUUUGUGAUAGCCAAACACAUUGGGCAUGACAUCAGCAACACUUUUGCCAAGCUGGAAAAGUUAGCAAUAUUGGCAAAGAAGAAGUCCCUGUUUGAUGACAGGCCGAUGGAAAUUCAAGAGCUAACACACAUUAUCAAGCAGGAUAUCAAUAGCCUAAACCAACAGAUUGCUCAGCUACAGGAGCUAGUGAAAUCUAAAAGUCAUUCUGAAGGGCGUCACCAACAGACACAUUCAAAUACUGUGGUUCUAACUCUUCAGUCAAAGCUGGCCACGAUGUCCAAGGACUUUAAGUCAGUUCUUGAAGUCAGAACUCAGAAUUUGAAGCAACAGAAAGAGAGAAGAGACAAGUUCUCUCAAGGGGGCUUUGAUAUGGCUAGCGCCUCUGUUAUGCCUGGGACAUCAGUCCUGCAGAGAGCAAAUACAUCCAAUGACAAUAUGCUUAUGGGUGGCAGCGACCACAUCGCUAUCGACAUGGGUGGUGCUGAUAACCAUUUAUCUCACAUGAACAAUAUGAGCCAGGCACAACUACUGGAUGAACAGGAUACAUAUAUCCAAAGCAGAGCCUCUGCGAUGGAGAGUAUAGAGUCCACUAUCGUUGAACUGGGAAGUAUUUUCACUCAGCUUGCCCACAUGGUAAAGGAACAAGAGGAGCAGAUUCAAAGAAUUGAUGCGAAUGUUGAAUCUACUGAAAUGAAUGUUGAAGCUGCACAUGGCGAGAUCCUCAAGUAUUUCCAGUCCAUCUCGUCCAACAGGUGGCUUAUUAUCAAGAUCUUUAUGGUGCUCAUCGUCUUCUUUGUCAUCUUUGUUGUCUUCAUGGCUUGAGUAAAUUCCUUAAAUCAAUCAAAGACUUUUAGAAAGACUAGAGGCAGUAGGUAUACCACUAAUCAUCAUCACAAGGCUUAGUAGGGUUCUUAGACUACAGGUAGUAGGUAUACCACUGACUUUGCAUGCUUAGCCAAAGGCUUAGCAAGAAGGAGAGGGAUUCCUAGAAUCCUGGUAGGAUUCCUAGAAACAGCGUGCAUGGUGUCAGCCCCCUCCUGCAUGGUUCAGAUGCUUAAGCUGGUACAAAAUCCAGAAACCAAAAUCAGAAAAGGUGGGAGGAGUAUAAGAAAUCAUCAAAGACUAAUAGGAUAAGAGGUAGUAUACAGAUGUCAACAAGAGCAUUCUUUCCCUCUCACCUUUACAUAUGUGGGCUGUUACAGAAACAUUGGCAGAGAGGGAUGGGGUUGCAUUUAGAACACAUAAAAGACUGGUAGCAGUGCAUUUUUGUUUUUAAGUUAUUGAAACGUUCUAGGAAAAAGCAGAGUCGACUCUCCCUUUCCUUCCCCCAUCCCCUUUUCUUGGUUCCAAGCAAAGCCUUGGUGCACUGCCAAUAGAGGAUCUAGAGGAUUAUUUCAAUUUACAAAAACUAUACAAAAGUUAUCUAAGCCUUCAAUAUUUUAGCUCAAAUAGGGUGGUUCUAUCGGAUUCACAGAACCACACCUGGAUUCGCCAUUGGCUCGUUUCAUAACGAGAAAAAUUGAGACAAGUUAAGUUGCAUUCAACUCGCCAUGACCUUAUUUCUAGUCUGAUUGAAUUGCGGGUGCUAUACCAUUCUACUUCAGUACCUUUUUUUUCCACUUUUUUUCCACACACACCAGUCACUCACAAAUAGGAUGUAGAAUAAUAUAUAGAAUUCGGCUUACUUAUUUAUCUUACAUUGUUAAUUUUAGUAUCCCGACCGUGGGUUGAUUUUUCUUGUCGAAAAUGUUAUCCCUUUGAAAAAGAUAAAGGAAGUUACAGUGAACCCUGAUAUAUAACGCACUCCCUUGAGACCUAAAAGUGUCCGUUAUAUGGUUUUGCCACUUAAUGCAGUUACAUUUCUUUUGUUUGACCGAAGAACUUUGAAUCUUGUUUUUUUUUUUUUGCAUUAAUAUUGGAGAGUGCCAGCUUCUUGAAGGUUCCACUGUAAUAAAACUUCGUAGCUAACGAUGAUAUAAGGGACAAUCUCGUUUUAUUCAAAUAAAAAAAAAGUUUUAUCCGUU